Molecule: messenger RNA, 1599 nt
Organism: Pestalotiopsis fici W106-1
Lineage: Eukaryota; Fungi; Ascomycota; Sordariomycetes; Amphisphaeriales; Sporocadaceae
Exons: 1
Coding region: 1-1599 (532 amino acids)
Molecular function (GO): protein binding
Source: RefSeq, a predicted model, not a curated record
AUGGACAAACUGCCGCCAGAGAUACUCAUUCGAAUCAUCUCUUAUCUCGUGCCAGACAAUGGAAUGGGACUACCCAUUACAAGCAUAGCCAAGCCCUGGAAGAAACAUGGAUCAAUUGCCCAUCUGGCCACUGUCUCCAAGCUCUGGCAACACCACGUGGAAAGGCAGACUUUUCAGGAAUUGUUCCUCUCUACUCAACGCUUGAAGGCUGCUGGCCGUAUCGUCACAUCCCAACGACUCGAAUAUGUACGUUUGGUCGAUCUAGAGGUGGUCCUAGACGCUUAUGAUGAAGCGGCCGCCUGUCGCGUGGAAAACGAGGCAGACAAGGCCAGCAACAAUCAGUGCUUCACCCAAAGUCUAGAUGCGCUAUUUGCCCUUUUGCACAAACUAGAUGCGCCCAAUUCCAACAACAGUCACGAUCGGGUGCUGCGAUUGCGCGCCUACUCACCGAGUGAUCCCUGGCGCUGUCCCGACUGGCCUCGCAUACGUAGGACGAGGAUGAAUGGUCUCACCGACAAUAUUUUGAAUGCCCGCUUUGAUCAGAGUUAUCUUGACCUCUUGGGACCUCUCAAAUCGAGAAUUGAUUGUUUUUCGACCUUCUGCGUCCCUGACCCGGUGGAGCAAGACCUCAAGUAUCGCCGCAUCAGCCCAAGCGCUUGUUGCCGUAUCGCAGCCAAGCUAGGCAAGCUUGACAAGAUCAUAUGGCAUCUCUCUGACAACGAGAAGAAGGAUGUCUCACUCAGAAAAGCUUUGAGACGGGACUUUGCGGAGCGGCUGGCCGAUCUGCCGCAGUCAUUGAAGCGCGUGGUUCUACACUAUACGCGGACCCCUCCCAGGAACCAUAAACACUCGCCCACAAACAUCCUAGAUACUGGGGACUUCGCAGGAGAUCGACUCAGUACAGCACUGCGAAAGCUCUGCAAGGGUCUCGUCACGGUCGAUAUUAAAGCCUCGCUUGAACACAAUUUCUUGGUACCUAGAGGUUCCGAGCACGAUUCCACCGACGCCGCACAAUGGCCCAACAUGCAGACUUUGAAUCUGACUCUUUCCGCUGUGACACCUUCCGGGAACUGGCUCUUCGACCAACACCCCGACGCCAUCGAAGAUGAAGAGGCAUGGCUCGAGGCAGAUAAUCUCAUGGACGAUAAGCCAGACGCACCGGCUGAGGAGGACUGGAGGCUCUACGAAUUCCGCGGCGCGCCCAAUCUUACCACCAUUAAGCCAUGGUUUCUAGCUGCGGCAAAAGCUGCCAGCGACAUGCCUUUGCUAACAGAGUUGAAGAUUGAAUCCGGAUGCGGCACAACACCGAAAUCAUAUCGACCUUACUGCGCCGUGCGGUAUUCCGCCCAGGCACCUUUAUUGGAGAUCGCUAGUACGCCUGUUUUGGAUGCGGAUCAGGAGCUGGAGGAGGCGUGGAGAAAUACUGCACUUUGUCAAUCACCGAAUCGAGGCGCCUUGGUAAUCGAGUACAACGAAGCAAAGGACCGUCAGGAUCCAGGCCCCGUUUCAGUCUCAGCCCAGCUUAGUACCACACGGAGGCCACAUUUCGGGGGUGGCCUCGUACAAAGCGACGAUACAAACAAAAGAGAUAAGUAUUGA